AUGUUUCAACCACUGCGCUCCGCCCUCCCUGCCUCCCGCCCGGCCUUCGCCAUCGCCGUGCGGCCCCCUACAGUCUCGCGACACCUCCUCUCCACCGCAGCCCUCGCCCCGCCCAUGGACGACGUCCCACUCCCGAUCUUUGACAUCUUCGACGCCCCCGCCCGCCUCGGCGAGUCGAGCAAGCUCCUCGCCCGCGCCGCGUUCUCUACCAUCGCCCGCCGCACCGUCCCCCGCCCCGCCUCGCCCCGCCGACCCGCGCCACGCCCCCUCCCCCAGCGACGCUCUUCGACGGCCCCGCGCGCCCCCGCGCUCGCGCAAUGCCCCCGGCGGCCGCUCCCCGCCCCUCUCCCGCCCACGGAGGUCUUCGACGGGCCCUCGCGCCUGCGGCCGUACGGCCGCGGCGGUGCUCGCUCCGGGCCGGGAUCGGCGUUUGCGUUUGCGCCGCUCGCCGCCGCGCUCGCUGGCGCCGCCGUCAUCUUCGGUGUCGACGUCUCGCCGGGGAAGGACGCCCCGUUUCUUACGAAGCUCGGUCGUUGGGUUCCGGACGAUUCGUCUUUUGCAAAACACGCCCCACUGGCAUCUCGCCAUGGCGAGACCAUAGGUCGUAAACCUUUCUGUCCCUCUCACGCAAGACUCCAUGCGCUAGAUUUAGUCUGA
Messenger RNA from Epithele typhae, 657 nucleotides. RefSeq lists its product as uncharacterized. Lineage: Eukaryota; Fungi; Basidiomycota; Agaricomycetes; Polyporales; Epitheliaceae. The transcript is spliced from 4 exons. The record is from RefSeq and is a predicted model, not a curated record. Bases 1 to 657 code for a protein of 218 amino acids.